This is a messenger RNA of Trachymyrmex cornetzi, 684 nucleotides long. RefSeq lists its product as uncharacterized. NCBI's taxonomy places the organism in Eukaryota, Metazoa, Arthropoda, Insecta, Hymenoptera, Formicidae. The transcript has a single exon. Bases 232 to 627 code for a protein of 131 amino acids. The record is from RefSeq and is a predicted model, not a curated record.
UUGUAGAUCCGGACUAAAGAACUGUUAGAAGCCCCUUGAUGCUUGACGCUGCCAUGUAAAAGUUGUUCUGAUUGGUUAACCCCCACUAUUUGUCUUUUCCGUUCUUUUUACGUUCCGCUAUUUCUCACUCCAUGUGACCGCACUCUUAACUCUUACUCCUUAAUUUAUUUACAGCAAUUUACAACAGUCGUUUAUAUUAGUCUACCUUAGAUAUAUUCGUUGAAUUUUAUAAUGGAAAAAAGAGUUGAGCAAAGAGUGUGCUUGAAAUUUUGUGUUGCUAAUGAAAUUUCUUGUGCCGACGCAUUAAAAAUGUUACAAAAAGCCUACGGGGACUGUUCUCUCUCGAAAUCACAAGUGUAUGAGUGGUAUAAAUUUUUCAAAGAUGGUCGUGAAAUUGUAGAAGACUUGCCGCGUUCUGGGCGUCCAUUGACAUCAAAUACGGACAAAAACAUCGAUAAAGUGAAGAAAAUUGUGCUUGCUAAUCGCCAUGUGAGUGAUAAAGAGAUUGCUUCAACCCUUAGCAUCUCUAGUGGUUCGGUUCAUCACAUUUUAACCAAAGUUUUGGGCCUCAGACGUGUUCAAGCGCGAUUGGUUCCAAAGCAAGUAUCUCUUGUACCGUGUACGUGACUUUUUGACCAAACAUGCAACAAAUACCAUCGACCAUGCACUGUAUUCAUCAAACAU